AGAUCUGUGCCUAUUCAAACAUACCUUUUAAAUAAUUCUUUGUAAGUGCAUAUUCACAGUAGGUAUAUUUGACAACAUCAUUAAAGGAACAUGUCUGACAUUCGUAAAUCCAAGAGGAAGAAAGCGACAGAAUCACGGCGCAAAAGAAAAAGCACGCAGAGCAGCACACAGAACGACGAUAUUAUUUCAUGGGAUGAAUAUUUCAUGGGUAUUGCUUUUCUGUCAGCGAAAAGGAGCAAAUAUGAAGUUCGAAAGGUUGGUGCGUGUAUAGUCAACGAUGAAAACAGAAUUGUUUCAACUGGAUAUAAUGGUUAUGUUGAUCCACUGAAAAAUGAUGAAGAACAAACAACUUCAAAUGUCAAAAUUCGUCGUACAUCGAAAAUACAUGGAAAAAAGAACAACGAUGAUAUAUUUGAAGGAGAGGAAAAACGUCUAUCUGUUUGUCAUGCUGAAAUGAAUGCUGUUAUAAAUAGACACGGCACCAGUUUAAAAGGCUGCACGGCCUACGUUACGUUCUUUCCUUGUAAUGAAUGCGCCAAACUGCUUGCCCAGUCACGGAUAAGUAAAGUUAUUUAUUACGCCAAUGACAAAGCUGACAGCGAAAAAUACACUAUCUCGAGAAAAAUACUGGACUUUGCAGGCAUACCAUACCGAAGCUACAUAGAAGAAGGAAAAGAUCCAGCUCUAGGUAGAAAUGAAAUCACACUGAAGUUUGAAGAAAUUGCUUUUCCCAAAAGUCCUAAAAAACGAAAGGAACGUCCAAAACUAAAUUAAAGAAAAACGACUUGAAAUAGUGUUGUAUGUAAAAAGACUAUAACCAUCUCAAAUCAAUCGGUUCUAUUCUGAUACAUUUUAACACAUUUUUUAAUUUUUUUUUUCAAAUUGUUCCAAUUGUUUGCUCUGUUUAACUGCAAACCAAUAGAUAUUUUUUUUAGACAAGACCAAAAAUAUCUCAAAGAGUUCUUU
Molecule: messenger RNA, 966 nt
Organism: Saccostrea cuccullata (small rock oyster)
Lineage: Eukaryota; Metazoa; Mollusca; Bivalvia; Ostreida; Ostreidae
Product: deoxycytidylate deaminase-like
Exons: 5
Coding region: 91-774 (227 amino acids)
Molecular function (GO): hydrolase activity; zinc ion binding
Source: RefSeq, a predicted model, not a curated record